CUUCGGUUACAGAUUCGUUGGUCGCCAGGGAUGCGCUUACUUGCGAAGAUUGUCGUGGUGUACUGCACCUUAGUGUCGCUAGUCGUACUGUCCAUGCUAUACUACUACCAGGCAAUCGACUUCAACUCCAACCUCCAGUACAGCAUGGCGAUCAGCACUGAACUCCGCGAGAGAGCGCUGCAGAGUGGUCACGACACGUGGGACAGAAGCCUGGAAAGUCUCGCGAGACUGUGGAACGAGAGCCUAGCGGGACUGCCCAGGAUCGAGAUCAAGAUCAGGAGUAGAUGGCGCUGGCCGUUCUCUUCUACAAGUCAUCCUGUCAUGACGAGAAUAGAGCAGCACUUCAACAUGACAAGAAUAUACGCCAUGCAGAAAAUCAGCAGAAACUACUUCAACCCCAUCAGACACGUCAUAGACUACAGGGACCUUGAGGCGUUUAAAAGAGACUGUAACAUCAAGUCUUUCACCAUGAAAAACUCCACGGGCGAGAACCGCAAAACCUGUGACGUAGUACGCACUCCCAUCACACAUUACCGGACAUGCGCAGUGGUGGGCAGCGGAGGGAUACUUCUCAACAGCAGCUGUGGUGCGGAGAUCGACGCGCACGACUUCGUGAUCCGGUCUAACCUGCCGCCAACGGUCCCCUUCAGUAAAGACGUGGGGAGGAAAACGAACUUUACUGCGGUGAACCAUGCGAGGCUUAUAGCCGUCCGGAGGGCGCUGAAAGCCAGAAACCCGGCCAUAAGAGCGGCCAUGUUGGCACGUUUGAGCUCGUCCCCAGGCAUGGUGUUCGGUUACUCGCUGAGUUUGCCGGACAGCAAAAAGAACUCACGAUACCUGCACUCUGUCUACAUGAUAACGAAGGAACAUAACGUCCCUGUGAUUCCUGCUUUCUCCCACCAGUCCUACAUGUCGUCCAAAGGAUUGUGGUCCAAAAUGGGAGGCAGGAGAUGGACUCUUCCGUCCACCGGUCUGAACGUGUUUGGUCUCGCCUCGACGUUCUGCGACCGGAUCUCGAUGUACGGGUACUUCCCCUUCCCGGACGUCGAUGGGAGACCCAUCCCCUACCAUUAUUACGACGGCGUCAAAAAGCCCCACUCAGCGCACAAGAUGAAGGGAGAGUUCGACAUGUUUCAGAAGCUCCACCGCCAGGGCUUGCUCAGACAUGUUGUGGACAAGUGUGAUCCUACGUUAUAAUGGUCCGCAAUGAAUAUGCGCUAGGAAAGUGCAAUACCAGUCGUUGCUACAAGGGGGCGUAAGUGAGUUGGGGUUCAAAUCUCCAGGGUUUGCUAGAUCGUGUGGAAGCGUUCUGACCAGUGACAAGAUGAAGGGAGAGUUCGACAUGUUUCAGAAGCUCCACCGCCAUGGCUUGCUAAGACAUGUCGUGGACAAGUGUGACCCUACCUUAUAAGUGCCCAGAAAUUGAGUGCAACGUCUUUUAAAUGUAAUCGAAGAUUUCAGACUACCUAAUUUGCAUCUUCUCCAUUUUCUUUCGAAUGUCGUCCUUCAAGUAAACUGCAGAAACAAGCCCCAAGAUGAGUCUAUUAUUUUCUGGGUGGUACCCAAAAAA
Branchiostoma belcheri (Belcher's lancelet) is the source of this 1570-nucleotide messenger RNA. RefSeq names its product CMP-N-acetylneuraminate-poly-alpha-2,8-sialyltransferase-like. Gene Ontology annotation, molecular function: alpha-N-acetylneuraminate alpha-2,8-sialyltransferase activity. The record is from RefSeq and is a predicted model, not a curated record. The transcript has 5 exons. Gene Ontology annotation, biological process: N-glycan processing; oligosaccharide metabolic process. The annotation marks the transcript as partial. Lineage: Eukaryota; Metazoa; Chordata; Leptocardii; Amphioxiformes; Branchiostomatidae.